UCCAAUCAUGGUCUUAGUUGUACAUCCAAGAACAGUUGAAUUUGUAUCAGACCUAACCCAAACACUAAAGUUGGACACAAAACUGUAUCAGAUGUUGCAAUACAUCUAAACAGAACUAUCAGAAUUUAGACAGUACUCCUCAUCUCUGUAGUUGAUCAUGCUCAGUAUGUCCAGGUCAACCAGGUCUAUGUUAAAGCCUUCCACAAAGUGCAUUCGACAGUAAACAGAUGAAUGGAUUGAGAAAGCAAGAAGAUGAUAGCAAAUCUUUGGAGGAAUCCAAUCACCUCCAAAGGUGGGCCAACUUGUCACAUUCUCACUGUUUGUACCAAGAUUUUGUUAAGCUUUACAUCAAGCACUAAGUUCUUAUACAUCACCAACAGCAUCUCAAUCAAUUUCCAUGAAGAUUUAUAAUAGAGUCACAGUUGAUUCUGACACAGCAGCAGAUAACAGAUACAAAAGUGCCACAUCCUCUUCUACAUGUAGACAAAUCUAUCUCAUGCAAACAGUCAGAAUGAAGGGAUCCAAAGGCAGUGAAACAAAUCAAUGCCAUGCUGUUUCAGCAUGUAAUAUACUCCCUAAAUGUCGAGUAAAAGAACUGACAGCAAGCUUAGAUAAGCGAUUCUCUACAUUGCAGUUGAGGAUACCAGCAGAAGAUGACACAAUCAAGUGCCAGUCUCACCUGUUCUUUUCCUAACAAGCAGUCAUGUGACAGGAAAGCACAAGAAAGCAAAUCCAUGGUAGCUACUCUGCCAUCAUCCUCCACAUAAUUCCAUAAAACCAAGCACCAAGACCAUCCAAUCUUUCCUCAAAGCAAUGGCUGCGGCGCCAUCACCGGUGGAGGUUGGUGCUCAAGGGACAAUAGCAUCAUUGAUCUUGCAGGAGAUAGAGUAUCUCAGGAGGCUAGAUCUAGACGGCCGUGAAGUCUCCAACCAGAAAGAGCACAAAGUGAACACGGAUGUGGCUUCCACCAGCGGAAGCUGUAAGCAAAAGCCAUGCCCAAGUAGAGCAGCUCACAAGAAGAAAAAGAAGGCAGCAGCAGCAGCAGCAGCAGCAACCAGUGGAGGAUUCCUUCCCAGUAUCUGUUCUGCAACGGAUGCCACUGACACAAGCCUUAUUGAGAGGAUUGCUAGAAUUGGCUACAGGAACUUGAGGACUGAUGGAAAGAAGCUGUCUGAGGACUAGGAGGUGGAAACAGAAAGCUUGGAGAAGCCGAGCUUCUUGAGCUGGCUGCUCAUGGGAUUGCUGCAUUUUAGAUCUACUAUUUCCACAGUGUAAGCUUUC
Molecule: messenger RNA, 1281 nt
Organism: Musa acuminata subsp. malaccensis (wild Malaysian banana)
Lineage: Eukaryota; Viridiplantae; Streptophyta; Magnoliopsida; Zingiberales; Musaceae
Source: RefSeq, a predicted model, not a curated record